Messenger RNA from Papaver somniferum (opium poppy), 2335 nucleotides. RefSeq names its product U3 small nucleolar RNA-associated protein 18 homolog. Lineage: Eukaryota; Viridiplantae; Streptophyta; Magnoliopsida; Ranunculales; Papaveraceae. The record is from RefSeq and is a predicted model, not a curated record. The coding region runs from base 331 to 1974 and encodes 547 amino acids. Gene Ontology annotation, biological process: rRNA processing. The transcript is spliced from 3 exons. Gene Ontology annotation, molecular function: protein binding. Gene Ontology annotation, cellular component: small-subunit processome; Pwp2p-containing subcomplex of 90S preribosome.
CCUAACAAUUUCUUUCCCCCAUCCCUAACAGGCUAACACUUCUUCCUCCGCCUUUUUCAUUCUGCUGUCUGUUGUAUCCACAAUAUUCACUCUCCUUAAACCCUAGAAACAGUAAAGCAGCCCUUUUCCCCCUUCUUCAUCUUCUGCACAAAGGGUUUCGCUUCUCUCGCCUCCGUGAUUAUCAGGUAUUAGACAUUCAGAAAGAGCAUAACUGGUCUUUCAACAUUUUGGUGGUUUUCGUGAGAGGGCUUUAAUUCUUCAGCUUUUCGUCUUUUGAUUUUUCCCAAUUAUGUAGUAGCGAGGGAAUGGGGUGUAGAAGUCUGAUCAAUAAUGAGUUUGAUUUCUCAAAAUGCACUCGGUGCGAAGAAGCGCGUCAAAGUUGCAAGAGAUGAGACUGAUGAACCUAUGGUUCAAGUAAGUGAUGAAGAAACCGAGGCCUCAAAGGAUUCCGAUGCUGGGUUAAAGAGUAAAAAGAGAAAGAAAGAGGUAAAUGAAAAGGAAAAGGAAUUUCAUGUUAAACAGGAGAAGGAAAUGAAGAGGUUGGAGAGCUUCUUGUUUGGGAACCUUUAUUCACCCGUUGUGUUUGGAAAGGAAGAGGAAGACAAAACUGAAGAAGAAGCUUUGUUCAUUACAGAUAGAUCUGGAAUGAAGGGAAUGAACAGUGAUGAAGAUGUAGAAUCUGACGAGGAAAGCGGUGAUGAAAUAGAAUUGAAGGGUCGAAAACCCGCAUGGGUUGAUGAAGAUGAGAGUAAGAUAACUGUGGAUAUAGCUAAGUUGAACAGAUUGAGGAAAUUAAGGAAAGGUGAAGAGGAGACUUCAAUUUUGGCUUCAGAUUAUGUAGGAAGGUUGAGAGAUCAUCAUCUUAAGUUGAAUCCAACCCCGGGUUGGGCUGAAGUUGGUCCCAGGUCUGGAGAUGGAUCUGAUUCAGAUAACGAGUCUGCAGAUGGUAGUUAUGAUUUGCUAAGAACAAAUGAAGAUAUUGUUGUUAACCAUGGGGUGAAGCUCUUACCUGGGCUUCUUGAAUUCUCGAGACUGGUGGAUGCAAAUGCUGAGGACCCGUCUAAUGGUCCAAUAAAUUCAGUCCAGUUCCAUAGAAAUGGACAGUUGCUACUCUCUGCUGGGUUGGAUCGUAGGCUGAGGUUUUUCCAGAUUGAUGGGAAACGGAACACCAAGAUACAGAGCAUGUUCCUUGAGGAUCUUCCUAUCCGAAAGGCUUCUUUCUUACCAGACGGAUCCCAGGUUAUUGCUGCAGGAAGAAGAAAGUUCUUUUACAGCUUUGAUUUAGAGAAAGCAAAGGUUGAUAAGAUAGGGCCCUUAACUGGUCGGGAGGAGAAGAGUUUGGAAGUAUUUGAGGUUUCUCCUGAUUCUAGUACAAUUGCUUUUGUGGGUAGUGAAGGUCAUAUCUUGUUGGUCUCGACCAAAACUAAAGAGCUUAUUGGCACAAUGAAGAUGAACGGGACUGCACGAUCUCUAGCUUUCGCUGAUGGUGGACGCCAAUUGUUGAGCUCUGGGGGUGACGGGCAUAUCUACCAUUGGGAUUUGAGAACAAGGACUUGCAUCCACAAAGCUGUAGAUGAAGGUUGCAUGACUGGACAUUCCCUUUCUACAUCGCCAAAUGGAUCCUUGUUUGCCGCUGGUUCAGAUAGUGGGAUAGUGAAUAUUUACAAUAAAAGCGAGUUCCUAGGGGGGAAGAGAAAACCUGUCAAAACUGUAGAGAAUCUGACUACGAAAGUUGAUUUCCUGAAGUUCAACCAUGAUUCACAGAUAUUGGCUAUAUGUUCUAGCAUGCAGAAGAACAGCUUAAAACUCGUUCACAUUCCUAGUUAUACUGUUUUCUCGAACUGGCCUCCUGCAAAUAGGCCCUUACAUUUUCCUCGCUGUCUGGACUUUAGUCCUGGUGGAGGUUUUAUGGCUGUGGGCAAUGCAGCUGGGAAAGUAUUCUUAUACAAGUUGCAUCAUUACCGACAUGCGUAAAGUGAUGGACUUUCUCCUUGAUAUUUUUCCUUGUGAAAACGGGGAAUCGGUUAUCCAGUUACUAGAAGUUAAUGAUGAUAGUUGCUGAUAAAAGUGAAAAGGUAAGGAUGGUUUAUUGAUCUUCAUCAAUAUUUUUUUUUCUUCGAGUGUUUAAUUUUCUGGUGUUUGUUUGAGAAUUGUAUCGGUAGUUAACUAGCAUAAGUGGUUCUUCUCUUAUGUAUAAUUUUCGUUGGAUAAACAUAGUUUGGUCAGAACACUCGGAACCCUUUAAAUUUUGUUGGUUCAUUAAAUCCUUGGCAUACUGUUGCUUCAGCGUUCCGUUUGUGUUUUUGAAAUACACAACUUCAUUUCGGAUGUCUCA